Encephalitozoon cuniculi GB-M1 is the source of this 183-nucleotide messenger RNA. RefSeq lists its product as uncharacterized. The transcript has a single exon. Lineage: Eukaryota; Fungi; Microsporidia; Unikaryonidae. The record is from RefSeq and is marked provisional. The coding region runs from base 1 to 183 and encodes 60 amino acids.
AUGACCCAGUCUCUCCAUGAUAGGAGAUCGAAGGUUCUUAAAAGGCUCGAGUUCACACUUGAAAACACACACUCCAUCAUCUGUGAUGUAAACAAUAGACUGGAAAGAAUGAUCAGCAGCUCCAGGGUUCUCGAAAGAGUUGCAGACACCUAUGAAAUCUGGUCCAGGAAAAAUGCCUCAUGA